Neurospora tetrasperma FGSC 2508 is the source of this 1743-nucleotide messenger RNA. RefSeq lists its product as uncharacterized. The record is from RefSeq and is a predicted model, not a curated record. The transcript is spliced from 4 exons. The coding region runs from base 1 to 1743 and encodes 580 amino acids. Gene Ontology annotation, cellular component: Rpd3L complex; cytosol. NCBI's taxonomy places the organism in Eukaryota, Fungi, Ascomycota, Sordariomycetes, Sordariales, Sordariaceae. Gene Ontology annotation, biological process: negative regulation of silent mating-type cassette heterochromatin formation; negative regulation of rDNA heterochromatin formation.
AUGUCGACGCAACAGCAGGCCAUGAUCAUGGACACCAUUGUGUCCAUAAGGAAGACGCUGAAAAGGAAAGCUUAUGAAUCCGACUCCGACUCGUCAAUUGACCACAACACGAACCGAGGCUACAAGCUCAAGAAACGCGCACGAUUUGUCAAGCAAGGCCGUCUUGCCAACGCAAAUGGACCAGCCGCCUACAAGGAGGUGGCCGAACAUGCGGGCUAUCAACGCGCCAUCAUCAACCAGAACCCGCUCCUCAUCGACGAGGACGGCUACGAUAUCGAUAGUGACGACAACGAAGAGCGCGUCCAGGAGGCAAUCAGCGCUACUAUGGAGGAGAACCCAUACGCUUCGAUCCGGUUAGAACAACUCCUCGCGCCCCUUACAUCCGUCACCGACCUACCGAAUCACCCGACCCUGUCCCGACCAUUCAAAUCGAAAGCCCUUACCGAACUCGUACAUCAGGCCGCCGCCCUCAGCCGAAGAGAAAAUGUUGCCUUGUGGAAGGUCAAACCGCUGCUCACCAAAUUCGUCGGCGACAACUCGUGGGCGCCGUGCGGCAUGAUGAUUGAAUCGACUGACCAUGAUCUCUUUGAGGAUACCUCGAGCUUCAUCAAAUGGGUCAGCAACUGGAUCCCGAAUGCUGCUGACGCCGUAUCAGCUGGCAACCAUACCAAGGCGACCGAGAACAGGCCUGUUGGUGGCAACAACAAUGAGGCAUCGGCCUCGAAACCAAAGGAGUCUAGCCAGACAAAUGGCGACAGUGGGGAUAAGCCUCUACCAGACUCAGUCCCUGACGAUGAACAACUUCCUGAUGCCGACGCAAAUUCUGACGAGAAGAAGGGAGCUGAAGAGGGCAGCGCGCCAAAGGUCAACGGAAAGAAGACAAUAGAUGAAGACGUUGAGAUGACCGAACCUACAGAAGCAACCGAGUCAGCGACCAGCAAUUCCAAGGCGGAGGCCCCGCAACCCAACGGCGAAAUAAGCAGGGAUCCCGAACAAGCGCAGCCGGAGACAGUGCCCACAGAAACGACCGCACAAAAGGUGGACGAAAGCACGAACCCAGAUCAACCGGCACCGGCACCGGUAGAUGGACAGACAGUGCCAGCAACGGCGGCAUCUAAAGACGUGGAAAUGGCAAAUGCGCCCAACGGUGAAACUGGAAAGGAAGCAGCGGAACAUCAACCAGCGGUCUCAGGUGCCGAGCCAGAGACGAACCCAGAUCAACCGGGGCACAAUCUGGAGCGACAACAAACAGACAAAGAACCUCAAGGGGAGGGGGUCGUUCAUGGUGUAGAGGAUUUGCGAGCCAAGCCUAAUGUUCAACGUAAUGCUGCGCUCAGCACCGCGGCAUCAGUAGCGGCACUCCAGGAAUUUCUUGAAGAACCAUAUAUCCAUCCCAUCUUUCUCGCCCCACGAACUUCCCAUCCAGACCGCGACUUUGGCCUCCCCGAGCAAGAAGCCGAAGACGUUCGCCGCCUGCUCCAGCUGUACGUGCAGAAGCAGGAAGAAGUCUGUCGCGGCACCCGCAAGCUAUACGAGGGUCUGCGCAAAGCAGACCGGUACCGACAAACGGUGCUCUCGUGGGCUAAGGCCGAGGCUCACAGCGGACCCAACCGCGACAUGUCGGACGGCGAGGACUGGUACGACAAGGAAGAGUGGGGGUUGACAGAAGACCUGAAGAAGGGAGAGGAUGAGGUGGAGGAGGAGACGGCUGUGACGCAGAAGAAGACGAGGAACCGGAAGUAA